CAAUAUUGUGCAAAACACAGCUGGGAAACACAUAAGUGCCAAUUCAUCCUGAGUGUUGAGCAGUCGUUCAUAGACUUAAGAAGGCAGGAAAACUGUCUCUUUUUGGUGGGCCACCACACCCCCCUGCAUCACCAUGUCCAAGUACCUGAGGCAUUUCACCACAGUGGGUGACGACCACACAGCCCAGUGGCAGGAUGAGGAGCUACAUGAAGCUAGUGAGGAGCUGGGACCAGCCACAGGACAGAUGCCCCAGGGGGAACUCUCCUUCAGAGACUCCCUGAAGAUGCUCUACAGCUCCAACAAAUUCCAGAUAGUUGUGGUAUGCCUGGUCAUCCUGGAUGCCAUCUUUGUGCUGGUCGAGCUACUGAUCGACAUAUCAAUCAUCAAUUUGGAGCAUGGACACAUUGCCCCUCAGGUGUUCCACUACCUGAGUCUGGCUCUUCUCACCUUCUUCAUGGUGGAGCUGGCUGGGAAGCUCUUUGCUUACCAGCUGGAGUUCUUCCACCACAAGUUUGAGGUGUUUGACGGGCUGGUAGUGAUUGUGUCCUUCAUCCUGGAUGUUGUGUAUACAGCCAGCGAAGAGGCUUUUGAUGCCUCUAUGGGCCUCCUGAUCCUCCUCAGGCUCUGGAGGGUGGCGAGGAUAAUCAACGGUGUCCUGGUGUCUGUGAAGGCAAGGGCCGAUCGCAAACUUCACAAGCUGAAGGAGAACAACGAUCAACUGGUCCAGCGAGUUAGCGAGCUACAAGAGCGCAGCGGCAAGACGGAACAAGAGAACAGUAAACUACGGGCUCUCCUGCGACAGCAUGACAUUGCGUACUGAUGCAGGAAGAGGAACAAGAUGCCAUUUUCAUUAUCCACUUCUAAAGUUUUAUUGGAAUUGAUCAAUAAACAAGGGCAUCUUCUGAAAGGUGUUGACCAUCCAUACACCAUUUGUGUCAGUAAUUCCACCAUGACAGGAGCUUACACUGCCCAGAUAGAUACUAAAUCUGUUUGUACUCUUGCCAACUCAAUUGCUGUCAUUGUCAAACCAAACAUUUGGCAUGACAAUGAGUUGGUAAUAAAGCAUAAAGACUGGCACUCAGGCUAGAUAGAUUCCACAUGAUUAGGUCAAACUUCCAACCAUUAUCUGCAUAUUUAAGCAGAUUAUAAAAGCUGAUCAGACUUCAUUGAUAUUAUAUGCCAGUAUUUCACAUUGCAAUGAGCAUACGUCUUACUUGAUAUUUUUACAUGUGCUAUGCCUUUAUUCAGCUAAUAUUUUGUACUUUAGAUCCUGUAAUGAAUUUGUUGCAUCUUGCUGUUUUCUGAAUACCCAUUGCUUGCUCUGCAAAGACAAUCCAAGUAUGAAUCACUGUGAAAGUAUUAUUAAAUGUUGCUUUAUUGAUUUUUUACUCUCAUUUGAUCUAAAUUACAGUAUGUACAAAUAAAUAAAAGGUGGUUGCUAACAGCAGCUGAGUGCCAUCAGAGAA
Messenger RNA from Oncorhynchus tshawytscha (Chinook salmon), 1466 nucleotides. RefSeq names its product voltage-gated hydrogen channel 1. Gene Ontology annotation, cellular component: plasma membrane. The coding region runs from base 134 to 820 and encodes 228 amino acids. The record is from RefSeq and is a predicted model, not a curated record. Lineage: Eukaryota; Metazoa; Chordata; Actinopteri; Salmoniformes; Salmonidae. Gene Ontology annotation, biological process: proton transmembrane transport. The transcript has 6 exons. Gene Ontology annotation, molecular function: voltage-gated proton channel activity.